Molecule: messenger RNA, 1513 nt
Organism: Chlorella variabilis
Lineage: Eukaryota; Viridiplantae; Chlorophyta; Trebouxiophyceae; Chlorellales; Chlorellaceae
Exons: 12
Coding region: 1-963 (320 amino acids)
Biological process (GO): protein dephosphorylation
Molecular function (GO): protein tyrosine/serine/threonine phosphatase activity; protein binding
Source: RefSeq, a predicted model, not a curated record
AUGCUGCCGCUCCCCGUCUCGUGCGUCUUGUGGCACGUCAGCGGGUCGGGCCUGGUGGUGGCCGUGGCGGCGAGCGAGGCGCUGGCUGGGCGCACCACAGGCCUGCUGGGGAAGCGCGCCGACGGCACCAUCGACCCCGUGCGCUUCACCCUGCUGUGGCCGUACCACGUGGGACUGCGUGCCAAGCUGGCGCUGCAGCGCCGCUUCUCCUCCGAGCCCAGCUUUGACCAGGUCACGCCAGACCACUACAUUGGCGCCUGGCCCAGCGAGCAGAAUCUGGUGCCCACGGUGCACCCCGCUGUGCUGGACGUGACGUGCGAGCUGCCGCUGCAGCUGGCCCCGCCCGCCUACCUGAACCUGGCGGUGUGGGACACGCACGCGCCCACGCCGGCGCAGAUUGACCAGGGCGUGCAGUGGGCCAUGCAGCAGCGGGCGGCGGGGCGGCCCAUCCUGGUGCACUGCGCGCACGGCCACGGCAGGUCGGCGACCGUGCUGGGGGCCAUUCUCAUUGCUGAGGGCGUAGCCAAGGGCGCGGCGGAUGCGGAGGCGGUGAUGAAGGCGGAGCGGCCGCGGGUGCGCCUCAACCGCCGGCAGCGGGCAGCCCUGAAGCAAUGGGUGGCGGAGCGGGAGGGCGCGAAGCAGGAAGGAGGGUCGGGACGGAAAGGAGGGUUCCAGCCCCACCUCGACACCAUGGCGGAGCAGGACAUGGAGGAACUGCCACCCGCUUUGGACUCGACAGACGUCCUGGAGAUGGUGCUAGACAAACUCAAGGUGAACGACCUAGCUGCCGCCGCCCAGGUGUCCAGGCACUGGCGGGCCGCCAGCCUCGCCGCCGACUCAGCAUGGCGCGCCGCUUUUGAGGUGGGCCUGGCUUAUUCCGGCCUAGAUCAGACGCAGCGAGCGGUGGAUCCAAGCGUUUCGGCCACACCGGCCUGGAGCCUUGACUCAGGAGGAGUUUGGUGAGGCCAAGGCCGUGGACUACCCACGCCAGCGCACGUGGCGCGACAAGUUCAUCGCCUGCCUGCUGGACAACGCGUGCCACAAGCUGCGCAGCAAAGCUCGAUACCUGGAUGAGCUGGAGGACAGCGCUGGCAUGCUGGAGAAGAAUUCCCAGACGCUGCUGGCCAGCCUCAACCAGAUGGACCGCACGCUGUCGCGCCGCAAGCACGACCUGAACGGCCUUCUGGCCAGCGUGGCAGGCAGGGCCAGCACGCACAUGGAGAGCCAGCGCGGCAAGGAGCUGCUGGCGCUGGCUGCGGCGGGCGGCGACCUGGCGCGCUGCCCGCGCCUCACCCCGGACCUCUGCGCCUCGCUCAGGGACAUGCUAAGGGAUGUGGAGUUCUGGAAGGCCAGCAUCGCAGAGGAGCGCGACUCGCUGCACCGCAUGUGGGACAGCCUGUCCUACAUACAAACCUGCGUGAAGAAGGCCAAGGCCGACGUCAGCACCCUGCAGCGCCGCAAGGCGCAGCUGGAGGCGGCCACCCGGUACCGCCCCACCGUCCGCCGCUGCUGA